Molecule: messenger RNA, 1260 nt
Organism: Gadus macrocephalus (Pacific cod)
Lineage: Eukaryota; Metazoa; Chordata; Actinopteri; Gadiformes; Gadidae
Gene: washc3
Product: WASH complex subunit 3
Exons: 7
Coding region: 65-721 (218 amino acids)
Biological process (GO): exocytosis; actin filament polymerization
Cellular component (GO): WASH complex
Source: RefSeq, a predicted model, not a curated record
UUUCUGAUCUUGUUGACGUCUAGAUCAGAUUUCCCGUCAUUGAGUUUCCGUUCCGAAACCCGCGAUGGACGAGGACGGGCUGCCGAUAGUGGGGUCGGGAGUGGACCUCACCAAGGUCCCCGCCAUCCAGCAGCGGCGAGUGGUGGCGCACCUCAACCAGUUUGUCGUCCACACGGUGCGGUUCCUCAACCGCUUCUCCACAGUGUGUGAGGAGAAACUCUCCAACAACUCUCUACGGAUACAGCAGAUUGAAACGACCCUCAGCAUUCUUGAGGCCAAGCUCUCCUCCAUCCCCGGGUUGGAUGAUGUCACCAUCGACUCAAUCAGCCAGCGACCGGCCGCCGCCGCCGAGACGAACGGACUGACAGCCAAUCAGAACCUGCAGCCCGGUGUCCCGGCCGCAGUGACAUCACUGCCACCACCGCAGGUGAGCGGGCCCGUCGCUGCCCCAGGAACGAAGCCUGACCCGGUGGCGGACAAUGUGGUGACGGUGGCCAGAGACCCCCGCUACGCCCGCUACCUAAAGAUGGUCCAAGUGGGGGUCCCGGUCAUGGCCAUCAAAGCCAAGAUGGUCCUGGAGGGUCUUGAGCCCGGCCUGCUGGACACGCCAGACGCCCCAGUGCCUGACGCAGGGCGGGGCCCCAGCGGGGGUCCGGGGGGCGACCGGGACGAGGAGGACGACGACGACAGCGGCGGCAGCGAGUCUUCCUUCAGCGACUGACUCCCCCCGCUGCUCCUCUGUGGGGAACCCCCGCAGAAACCACGUAGCGGGGCAGGAAGUGACAUCAGCGCCUGAGAGGAAGUCCCGAGGCACAUGGUCCGACAGCGAUGGCCUCUGGUCUGAUCGCCGUGGAAGCACACAGUAGCGGCUGGAGGACACCAAACGGCGACGGCGUCUGUUGCAGGUUGUUUAGCCAGUCCGACCCGCUGCUGCUGCAUACAUGUCUGACCACAGUUUGUUUUGUACUGGUGGUCAUUUUAUAAUAUCAAUGCCUUUUUAAAAUAAACUGUCCUCUAGCCACUUGCUUAUAGCAGGAGUCGCUGAUGCUUCAGUGAGUCCUUUCAUGUCAGCUCUCAUAAAUCGUCUUCCAUGUCGUGGGAAGAUGGUUUCAGAGGGUUGGUCUGUCUGGACCGAGGUCCAAGGACACAGGACCUCCUCAGCUGAACGUGAAACAUUUCCAGUGUGUGUAAAUAACUGGAAAGCCCUUUAUGUGUACAAAUAUUAACAUUCAUAAUGUGCGUAAUAAACUCUUGCAUAAU